CAUGUCUUUAACAACCAGCAAAUGGAGGAUCAUUCUCAGGUCUCAAAGCUGCUGCGGAAGAUUGAUAAGAUGGUGGCCAGUGAGAUGAACACAGCGGUGGAAGGAGAAGCCAAAGAGAGAGAUAUCCACCACCCCACAAACAGCACCAGGGUACGGCGGGACCAUGAUCAUCACAGCCAGCCCACUGGCUCCACUCCAGGAAAACAGCAGGGUAAAGAGCUGCGCAUUAUGCUGGUGGGAAAGACUAGAGAAGGAAAGAGUGCCGCAGGAAACAAGAUCCUGGGGAGAGAGUUGUUCACCCCUUACCCCUUAUCACAACAUGGGAAGGUGAAUGUGGAUGGGAUAGAAGUGGUUGUGAUUGACACUCCAGACCUCAACAGAAACUUAAUUAAUAAUGACAUCAAACAGCAGAUUAUAAACUGCAUCUCUCUCUCCUCUCCGGGACCCCACGUGUUCUUGGUGGUGAUCCAUCUGGGCAGGUUUACACAGGACGAGCAGAACAUAGUAAAGAUCAUCCAGGAUACCCUUGGUCGUGAAUCAGCCAAAUACACCAUUGUGCUGUUCACUCAUGGAGACAAACUGAAGAAAAAAUCUAUUGAAGAAUUCCUGAGUGGCAAUGAAAAACUUGCGGAGUUCGUUGAUCAGUGCCGUGGUGGAUAUCAUGUUUUUAACAAUGAGGACAUGCAGAAUCACUCUGAGGUCUCAGAGCUGCUGGAGAAGAUUAAUAAGAUGGUGGCAAUCAAUGGAGGAGGCUGCUACACAAGUGAGAAGUACAGGGAGGCAGAAGAAAUAAUUAAAGAGGAGGAACGCAGGAUUGAGAGAGAGAGGGCAGCGCAUGAGAAGGCAAAUAGACAGGAGCUUAGAGAGGUGGCAGAGAAAGCAGCUCAAUUAGCAAUGCAACAACCCACGCCAAUACAGAAACUAAGCCUGUGCUCUAUACUGUGAGAAGCACAAACAUUUCCUCUUUUCAUUCACUCUUUAUGGUUUGAAUAUCUCUUGUUUUUUUGUUUUUUUUUGUAAGGGCUGUCGCUAUCUUUGCAAACAUUUUUCUGUAUUUCCUUAUUUCAAGAUACUUUUCCAGACAUUUGGGUAAAAUAAGCUAAUGAUUCUGGAUUUUGGCUUCAGCUUUAAAAUGUUCUGUAUAAAUUUAAAGAAACUAAAAUAAUUUUAAAAGCAACAGUAAUUGUAUUAACUCAAAAUUAAUCCAUAAAUGCAUAUAUACCUGGUGGAGGUAAUGGAAAUAAGAAUACAUUUGUGUUUUUCUCCAUGAAAUAGAGGACAUUUCUUAAAAUGUUGACCUUGUGAAUAUUCAUAAAUAAUAUCUGGUUAGCUACAUAAAUUAGAAUUACUAAGUUUAUCCAGCUAAAGUAAAUGAAUUCCAUGUGCUCUAUUCAGAAAUUCUGCAUUCCAUCAAAUAAAAAAUGUGCUAUAAAAUA
Molecule: messenger RNA, 1436 nt
Organism: Anguilla anguilla (European eel)
Lineage: Eukaryota; Metazoa; Chordata; Actinopteri; Anguilliformes; Anguillidae
Product: GTPase IMAP family member 8-like
Exons: 4
Coding region: 22-945 (307 amino acids)
Molecular function (GO): GTP binding
Source: RefSeq, a predicted model, not a curated record